Ctenocephalides felis (cat flea) is the source of this 2839-nucleotide messenger RNA. It is a transcript of the gene arm, whose product is annotated as armadillo segment polarity protein. Gene Ontology annotation, biological process: cell adhesion; positive regulation of transcription by RNA polymerase II. Gene Ontology annotation, cellular component: catenin complex; adherens junction. Lineage: Eukaryota; Metazoa; Arthropoda; Insecta; Siphonaptera; Pulicidae. Gene Ontology annotation, molecular function: protein phosphatase binding; transcription coactivator activity; cadherin binding. The record is from RefSeq and is a predicted model, not a curated record. Bases 208 to 2646 code for a protein of 812 amino acids. The transcript has 8 exons.
UUGGGUAUCUAAUACUUUAUGUCUUUAAGAAAUUGGUGUAAUUCUGAGUCAUAAAAUUCACUUUAUUCUGAGAAUUCAUAAAAGUGUUUGCGUCUGCAAAAGUGUAUAGUGAUUGAAAAAUAUGUGCAACUAUAAAUUAAUUAUUAAUUAAAAUUAAUUUCGUGAAUUUUAUAAAUAAGUUUGCUUACAGGAAGAACACAUAUCGCGAUGGCUUAUCAACCGGCCCAAAAUCGCACAAUGUCACAUAACAACUAUAGUGCAUCGGACUUGCCGAUUUCAUCUUCUAAAGAGCAAACACUGCUCUGGCAGCAGAAUUCUUAUAUGGGUGAUUCUGGUAUUCACUCUGGGGCUGCAACUCAAGUUCCUUCAUUAUGCGGGAAAGAGGAAGACGAGAUGGAUGGCGAUCAUCAACUGAUGUUCGAUUUAGAUCAAGGUUUUCCACAAGGGUUUACACAAGAUCAAGUAGAAGACAUGAAUCAACAACUGAGUCAGACUCGCUCUCAACGGGUACGUGCUGCCAUGUUCCCAGAAACACUUGAAGAAGGAAUUGAGAUUCCUUCAACACAGUUUGACCCAGCACAAGCUACUGCAGUGCAAAGACUUGCUGAACCUUCUCAAAUGUUAAAGCAUGCAGUGGUAAAUCUCAUCAAUUAUCAAGAUGAUGCAGAUUUGGCUACACGUGCUAUUCCAGAACUCAUAAAAUUAUUAAAUGACGAGGAUCAAGUGGUUGUCUCACAGGCUGCUAUGAUGGUUCAUCAAUUAUCUAAAAAAGAAGCUUCUCGUCAUGCUAUAAUGAACAGUCCUCAAAUGGUUGCAGCUUUAGUUCGUGCCAUUUCAAAUUCAAAUGAUUUAGAAACAACUAAAGGAGCUGUUGGGACUUUGCAUAAUUUAUCACACCACAGACAAGGUUUGUUGGCUAUUUUCAAGAGUGGUGGAAUACCUGCUUUAGUGAAACUGCUUAGUUCUCAAGUGGAAAGUGUUCUUUUCUAUGCCAUCACAACUUUACAUAAUCUUCUUCUUCACCAAGAUGGUUCCAAAAUGGCAGUCCGCCUAGCAGGUGGCCUGCAGAAAAUGGUUAAUCUAUUGCAGCGCAAUAAUGUCAAGUUUCUUGCUAUAGUCACAGAUUGUCUUCAAAUUUUGGCUUAUGGUAAUCAAGAGAGUAAAUUAAUCAUCCUUGCUUCUCAAGGACCUGUAGAGUUGGUACGCAUAAUGCGUUCAUAUGACUAUGAGAAGUUGCUGUGGACCACAUCCAGAGUUUUGAAAGUUCUGUCAGUUUGUUCAAGCAACAAACCAGCUAUUGUGGAAGCAGGUGGCAUGCAAGCUUUAGCUAUGCAUUUAGGCAAUACAUCUCAGCGUCUAGUUCAGAACUGCCUGUGGACUUUAAGAAAUUUAUCAGAUGCUGGAACUAAAGUAGAUGGAUUAGAAGGUCUUCUGCACAGUUUGGUUCAAGUUCUUGCAUCUACUGAUGUAAAUGUUGUAACAUGUGCUGCUGGUAUAUUAUCAAACUUAACAUGUAAUAAUCAACGUAAUAAAGUAACAGUAUGCCAAGUUGGUGGUGUUGAUGCUUUGGUAAGAACUAUUGUUAAUGCUGGUGAUCGAGAAGAAAUAACAGAACCAGCAGUUUGUGCUUUAAGGCAUCUUACAUCACGCCAUGUUGAAUCCGAAAUGGCUCAAAAUUCGGUGAGGCUAAACUACGGUGUUCAGGUGAUUGUAAAACUUUUGCAUCCUCCAUCCCGUUGGCCAUUGGUAAAAGCUGUAAUUGGACUAAUACGAAAUCUUGCUCUGUGUCCCGCCAAUCAUGCUCCUCUACGAGAAAAUGGCGCCAUUCACCAUUUGGUUCGUCUGUUGAUGAGAGCUUUCCAGGAUACUCAAAGGCGUACAGCUGUAGCCGGAUCACAGCAAAGUGGAGCAUAUGCUGAUGGAGUUAGGAUGGAAGAAAUUGUUGAAGGCACUGUGGGAGCUCUUCAUAUUUUGGCUAGAGAAUCGAACAAUAGAGCCAUCAUACGACAACAACUUGUUGUACCAAUAUUUGUACAACUCCUAUUCAAUGAGAUUGAAAAUAUUCAGCGUGUAGCAGCUGGUGUUCUUUGUGAGUUAGCAGCUGAUAAAGAAGGUGCUGAAAUGAUAGAGCAGGAAGGUGCUACUGCACCUCUUACUGAGUUACUCCAUUCUCGCAAUGAGGGUGUUGCUACAUAUGCUGCUGCCGUUCUCUUCCGUAUGUCAGAAGAUAAACCGCAAGAUUAUAAGAAACGUUUGUCCAUUGAGCUGACUAACUCAUUAUUCCGCGAGGAUAACAAUCUGUGGGCCAAUGGUGAUUUGGGACUUGGAUCUGAUUUACAAGAAAUGUUAGGAUCAGAUCAGGGUUAUGAUGCAGGGCUGUAUCAACAAGGCGGUGGGCCACCCAGCGUGCAUAGCUCGCAUGGGGGCCAAAACUUUCAACAAACAGGGUAUGACCAGAUACCAAUAGAUUCAAUGCAAGGUUUGGACAUAGGUUCCGCUCAUCAAAAUCCUAAUUCUCCAUAUGCAAUGGACAUGGAUGUUGGUGAUGUAGAUGGGACUGAUCUGAAUUUUGAUCAUCUAGAAACAAUGCCAUCUCCCCCCAUUGACAACAAUCAGGUCGCCGCUUGGUACGAUACAGAUUUGUAAGUGUUAGUAUGUAAAGGACUUUUUAAUUAUUGAUAUGAUUUUUUUUAUAUUGUUCAUACAAAUCUGAAUAUAUAUACACUAAAACCUCCUCAGAGUAAUAAAUUAUUUUUAGAUAAGACUUACAAUACACAUAAAGUGUUUGCAUUACUAUUUAUAAUAUUAAUAAAAGUAAUGUUUUAACUUAUGAUUCAAC